Molecule: messenger RNA, 3047 nt
Organism: Zychaea mexicana
Lineage: Eukaryota; Fungi; Mucoromycota; Mucoromycetes; Mucorales; Lichtheimiaceae
Exons: 3
Coding region: 120-2564 (814 amino acids)
Biological process (GO): regulation of DNA-templated transcription
Molecular function (GO): zinc ion binding; DNA-binding transcription factor activity, RNA polymerase II-specific
Source: RefSeq, a predicted model, not a curated record
CCGCAUUUGAUUCCUUAUAUUUCUUUUUUGACUUUUUUUUUCUGUCUCCGUUUUUAGGCCUUUUUCCUCUUCCUUCCUCUCCUCCACACCGCUGUAAAAACUAAAACGUUACGAAGGCGAUGGAGGGAUCAACCGUACCGUCGUCUUCACCGCCCAUUCCAACUACAAACACUGUCACCGCCACUGCUGCUGCUGCUGCUUCUUCUGCUACCACCACAACCACAACGACAACAGCGGCAGCAGCAGCGGCAGCAGCAGCGGCAGUAGCAGCAAAUAACUUUCUGGCGUCACUGGCACCUGCACCUUCACCUCUGUCAACUUUAUUUGCUGAUUCGAACCCGAAUGCCAUGGACAUUGACAUUGCUGCGUCUAUUUUUCCAACCACACCGUCUUCGCCCUUACCCUUUUCUCCGUCAUUUCAAAUGUCUCUUGAAAAUGUUGUUCCGCCACCCAAGGUAACGCCGGUCCUGACACCAAGAGAGUCCCCCCGGAAAGAAGAGGAUGCUGCCGCUGUUACUGCUGCUGCUGCUGCUGCUGCUGCUGCCCGCCCUCUUCCUCCUCCUCCUCCUCCUUCGAUGAUGGUACCUGCAAAGCGAGGCUACAAGUCGCAUGUACCUAGUGCAUGCAUCAACUGUAAAAAGGCACACUUGGCUUGUGAUGUGUCACGACCGUGCAAACGUUGUGUUGCGCUUGGCAAGACCGACACAUGUCAAGACAUUAAACACAAAAAGCGAGGAAGGCCACGAUUACGGGAUAAGCAAGCGUCGGGCGAUGGACGGGGGAAUGACAGUGGAUACGAGGUGAUGUACGGGACUAUUCAGACGCCGAGCUUUACUGCCCAACCACAGCGGCCGCCCACACCAGCAUCAUCUUCGACAACUUUUACGCAUCAACAGCCUGCACCACAGCAGCCACGCCCUGUUGUUCCUCUUAGAACCGCACAGGACGUCCAACAACAACAACAACAACAACAGCAACAGCAGCAGCGGCAACAAACCAGUACGAUCUCAUUCAUUCAUGAACCUAUAGAAUCUUUUCAGCAACUUUCUCACGAACCGCACCACUCUCCUGUUGUUCAGCAACAGCAACAGCAAGAAACUCCAAGUCCACCCCACAGUGAUGGAAGCUUCUUACAACAGCCGGUGCAGUUGAUUUCCCAUAUCCCCUUUGACGAGCUACUCCGCGACAGCAACACCAUGAUGCAGCAAUACAUGGUUCCGCCGUACAUGACAAUGCCUUUGCAGCAUCAGAAUUUCAGCCAGCCUGAACAACAGCAGCAUGCUCCUGAGACCAUGAGUCUCCAGAUGAAGAUGGGCAAUGCAUUUGCGCAAAGACCGACUAGUUUACCGCUAGCAACGCCUCCUCCUCCUGCUCCUCCAACAGUUUUUCCUUCUCACCAGCACCAACAAGUUCAACAUCAUCAACCUCAGCAACAACAACAGCAGCAGCAGCAGCAGCCACAACAGUAUCAGGUUCACAACCAACAACCGACUAAAAAGCAAAACGAUGUCGUUCAAAUCGAACAUACUGAAAGACAGGCGGACCAACAACGGACAAAAGAAAGCAACACGGUCAAGCCAGAAGAACCCCAGUCUGUCCCGGAUUGCCGGUUGAGUAACAGCGCCAGCAGCAACAGCAAAGAUAAAGAGGGGGGCGAUAACAGUGCGGUGACAGUCAUCUUGUCAAUGGAGGUAUGCUGUGCGCGCGUGUCCGAAGAAGUCACCGGGAUGUGGGGCUACUACCCGCAGGAAUUUGCGCAUCGGUCACUGUACGACUUUAUCUCUCCCAACGAUACCGACAGAUUAGCCAGGUUGCAUCGGCUAUUGCUGGACAAUGUUGUUGAUGUGGCCAAAAGCACCGAACCGCCGCCGCAGACUGAGCGUACUACUUCCGAAUUGUUCCACAAAAUGGAUCAAGACCAACUAACGGCGGUUGCUUCUGGAUCAAGCACCUUUUCGGAUACUCUGCAUGUCAAAAAGCGGUCUGGAGAGGAGGAGUUGUACGAAAUGGUUGUCUGUAUGGGUGGAGGUCUUGGUGCAGACUUACAUCAACCAUCCAGCCAUUCCAAGCUUUACAUAAUCGCACAGUUCCGGAAGCAUCGGUAUGAGGUGUCGACUCUGAACCCUUUCAGUACCAAUAGUGCCGCUGUGGCAUCGUCGUCGUCGUCGUCGUCGUCGUCGUUAGCAUCUUCGUCGCGUCUCAUAUCGAGCAGCUUCAGCCAAACAUCAUCGUCACCAGUGGCAAAAAGCAAUAAUGACAAAGGCAAUCGCAGUCCUAAAAGUGAUGCAAAACCAUCCAUCAACAACAACAACAAGUCAUCGCUAUCCAACAAUAAUUCUGGGCUGAAAAGGGGCAACGCCUUUUUCAAAUCCAAUCCGCCAUUUCGGCAUACUAUGGCGAGAACCAUCACCGACAUUGGCCGCGGGGGUCCAUCGAUGGAUAUCCGGUCACGGUCAGCACUGCCGGCCCAUUAUGCCACAUCCUCCCAGCUCAGCCUCCAAUGUGAAGAGCUUUUAGCACUCGCUGGAUUAUCUCCCUUCAGCACAAGGGUUGAAUUUAGGUAAGAGAGAGAAGAAAGAAGGUACCACAGAACGCUAGAAUUGUGCAUCAUUGUGUACAUACAUGACCUGCAUACAAAAAGAAUCCAUUCGCUUCGAUUCGGAACAAUACUCUGUGAUACCUAGACACUUUGCUUCAUCAUCAGCCAAACCACCUAGAAAAAUAUGCCAAGCAACCGCUGUGAUGGUGACAACCCCCGUUGACAUAGUAACAAAACACAGCCAUAGCACCGAGGCGUUGUUACGGUACCUACAUACAUUAAAAAGUGAAAGAGUUCGUUUGCAAAUUUGAAGGGUGUGGUUUAUAAAAAAGAUAAGCCCAAAUUUUUAUAUGAAGACAAGAGAAAAAAAAAUGAUGGAGGUGUUGUAUGUGUAUGUGUGGAGUGCAUAUCCGACAUUUGUUGGAAAAAAAAAAAGAAAAUACAAAGAGCUAAAUGGGAGGAAACUGUUCUCUACAGCAAAAGGUUGCGUUAUCUUUUUUUUUUUCUU